Messenger RNA from Aureobasidium musti, 1858 nucleotides. NCBI's taxonomy places the organism in Eukaryota, Fungi, Ascomycota, Dothideomycetes, Dothideales, Saccotheciaceae. The record is from the annotation of a GenBank genome assembly.
GCCUGAGACAUCAAGCAACAAGGCCAAGACUUUCAUCAUGGCACCUGUCAAGCAACUCGCCGUCCUCACGGCUGCAGCUGCCUGCCUUCCUUAUGCUUUUGCAGCAGUCAUUGCUCCUUCCCCUUCUGCACUUUCCAACUCGCAAUCAUCCUUGACCUUGCUUUAUCAGAACAACCUCAAUUUCACCGACGAUGUCAACCACAUCAGUGCUAUCCUGUUAGAUCCUUCCACUGCUGCCAAUGCAGCCACCGGAUGUGCAGCCCUGAACGAGACACUGCUUUCGCAGUCUGCUCUGCAAGCACAUUCCCAGGACUUUAUCGAACAGCUUUCGUACAUUAACUACGCUGGUCGUUGCACACAAGAUCAGAAGUGGCACAUUGCAAGUGGUCAGACUGUACAGCUCCACAACAAUGUAUUGAAGUUUGGCAAAGCCGGCGUAGGCAAUGUUCUGCCCGUCCUGUGUACGCAGUCUAGCCAGAGCAAUAUGCCAAGCAAUGCUGUCGCCUCUGCUGCCAACGAAAUCAAGAUUGCUUCCACUGGCAACACCUACGUAGGCUUCAGAAACAAGAAGUCCUUCCGUUUCCAGGGUAUUCCUUUCGCAGACCAACCUGAACGCUUCGCCUACUCGACUUUGUACUCCAAGACUGGACAAACCAUUGACGCCACAAAGUACGGUCCUGACUGCGCGCAGCCGUACGAGAGCUCUAGCAGCGAGAACUGUCUCUUCCUCAACAUCCAAACUCCUUACAUCCCCAAGGCCGGAUCCAAGAAGGACCUCAGGCCCGUGCACUUCUGGAUCUAUGGUGGUGGUUUCACCGGCGGCUCCGGUGCUAGUGCAGGUAGUGAUGGUGGUCAGCUGGCCUCUCGCGAGGACCUGGUGGUAGUGGAGAUCAACUACCGUUUGACUACCCUGGGCUUCCUGGCCAUUCCAGGUACCAACAUCACCGGCAACUACGGUAUCUCCGACCAAGUUACUGGCCUUGACUCAUACGCACGCAGCGAAGCGCUAUUCGGCGAAAUUGGCUGCAACCAGACCACUCUUGAUGAGCGUAUCUCGUGCUUGAGAGCUGCACCUGCACAAACUAUCGUCAACGCUGCCACUGUUGCCAGAUAUGUGGUCCAAGAUGGAACUUACGUCAACACUGAGACUCUCGAUGUGUACAACCGCAACGGCAGCGCUGCGAACGUCAACACAAUCUGGGGAACCACUGCCAACGACGGUGCAUCUUUCUCGACCUACCCUACAACUCCUGUGACGAGUGAAUUGGCAGGUAUCAUGGCUGCACUUGGUAUCUCGCAAGCAGAGGCACAGUCCAUUAUCAACUCUGGACUCUUCCCUUACUACGACACUGGCAAUGUGACGUUGGAUUCGUUCAACGUAUCACAGAGAGUGGCUACUGACAACCAGUUCCGUUGUAUCGACCAGGCCACUGUAUAUGCAGGUGUAGAGUCUGGCGCUUUCAAGACUUCGUAUUUCUACCAGAUGCAGAGGACGUCAGGAGGGUAUGACCCUAAUAAUCUUGGAGGUCCUCCGGUCGAGCCAGGAUAUCCUUAUGGUAAUCCUGAGAAGCCAUACUUCAAACUUCAUGGUUCUGACAUGCCUUGGGUCUUCGGAAAUCUGAAUCCUCUGCGUGAUGCCAACGACCUCAAGUCGGUCCAGUUGGAGAGUGGUUACUUUGCUGCGUUUGUCCGCUCGCUGAACCCCAACCCACCAGCCAGCUAUCUCCAGGUCCGCGGCUACACCAACACUACCCAGGGAGUCAAGGAGAGUGGCCCAUGGCAGCCUGUUGCCAACGACCAAGGCCCGAUGAAGUUGCUCGAUUUCCCCUCGUUGACCGCCGACUUCCAGGACCUGCCU